AUGAAAACCUCCAUCACGACUCUCCUCUCCCUGUUUCUCUUAACCCCCUUCGUUGAUGCCGCAAAACAAACCACUUCCUGGCUCGAACCAGAACAUGGCUUUUUCAACAUAGCCAACUUCACCUUUGACACGGGCGAGGUCCUAGACGACCUCGAAAUCCACUACCAGACUCUCGGGAAACUCAAAGUCAACAAAGACGGCUCCAACAAUGCUGUUGUUCUCCUCCACUCUACUACUUUGUCUGGCGAGCAGUUUCUCAGUGAGGACUUUGGUGCUGUCCUGUUCAACAAGGGUCAGCUGCUCGAUGCCAAUGAUUACUUCAUUAUCAUGCGUGAUGCCAUUGGACAUGGGAACUCGAGUAAACCUAGCAACACUGGCUUACGCGCUUCGUUCCCCAAGUACCAAUAUCCUGACAUCAUCCGUGCCGACCACCUCCUGCUGACUGACCACUUUGGACUGAACCGGACUCGCUUGACGCUCGGUGUUUCCAUGGGUGGAAUGCAUAUCUGGAUGAUGGGUGCUGAAUACCCUGGGUUUUCUGAUGCCCUCAUGCCCAUUUCUUCCUCCCCUGUUGAAGUCGCUGGACAUAAUCGUCUCUUCAGAAAGUUUAUCACUGAACUCAUCACUCUCGACCCAGCAUGGAAAGGUGGCGACUAUGAAGAACAGCCUGUCGCUGGUCUUGGCGGUUCGCUUAUGAUCCAAUUGACCAUGCUCUCAUCUCCGGCUUAUUGGCAGCGUGGCUUCCCCACACGCAAAGCAAUGGAUGAGUACGUGGACCAAGGCAUCAUCCCUCGCCUGGGAGAGUUCGAUGCCAACGAUCAGCUUUACGCUUGGAAUUCGUCUCAGACAUACAACCCCAAGGCCGGACUCAAAAACAUCAAGGUUCCUUUGACGGCUGUCAACACUGCGGAUGAUUGGAUGAACCCUGUCGAGUUGGGUUUUCUGGAGGACGGUGUUGUAAAUGAUAUGACACCUGGGUAUGGCCGAGCCAUAAUCCUACCUGCUAGCAAUGAGACUACCGGUCAUGAUAGUUAUAUCAAGGCGGAGCUUUGGAAAGAUGAGCUUGAGAAGCUGCUCGCCAGGUCAGGCUGA
Molecule: messenger RNA, 1092 nt
Organism: Fusarium poae
Lineage: Eukaryota; Fungi; Ascomycota; Sordariomycetes; Hypocreales; Nectriaceae
Exons: 1
Coding region: 1-1092 (363 amino acids)
Biological process (GO): L-homoserine metabolic process
Molecular function (GO): homoserine O-acetyltransferase activity
Source: RefSeq, a predicted model, not a curated record